Molecule: messenger RNA, 528 nt
Organism: Lactuca virosa
Lineage: Eukaryota; Viridiplantae; Streptophyta; Magnoliopsida; Asterales; Asteraceae
Source: the annotation of a GenBank genome assembly
AUGGUGAGACCAUAUGCAAUUAAAGGUCGUAAGAGAAAGAAGAACAAAGAAAGGUAUGAUAAAGAAGAAGACGAAGAAGAAAAUGUGGGGUUUGUCGAAGAAGAAGAAGAAGGGGAAAAAGAGGGGAUUCAGAAGAAAUUGAAGGGUGGAGCUACAGAAUCCGAUGAGGAGAAAGCAGAAGAAGCGGCUCAAGAACUUUCAGGUAUUCCGGUGAACUUGAACGAACAACAGGGCAACGACAAGAACAGUCCCGGUGUUAUUUUUAUCCUCGAGAAAGCUUCUUUGGAAGUUGCAAAAGUUGGGAAGAGUUAUCAAUUGUUGAACUCAGAAGAUCAUGCUAAUUUUUUGAGGAAAAACAAUCGAAAUCCAGCUGAUUACAGACCUGACAUUUCUCAUCAGGCAAUAUUGAAUAUCUUAGAUAGCCCAUUGAAUAAAGCUGGUAAACUAAGAGCUUUAUAUAUUUGCUGGAAUCAUGUUGCAAUUACUUCAAAAACUAAUCAACUCUUGCAAGAUAGGAUUUUCGCAUAG